UGCUAUCGUCGACAAAGUGUUUGCGCGGUUUGUUUUCAUGUGCCUGCAGCCAAGGCUCGCCGUGACAAUCAAAGAAAUCACUCACGGUUUUGUUCCUCAUGCCGCUGCAGUGUAAUUUAAAAUCAAGUUUAAUUUCGAAAGUGAUCAAUGAUUUUUUAAACUCACGACUGCGAAGUUUUAGUCUGAAGCAUAUAUGGCGGCGCCUAUGGGAUUAGAUCCCACUGAGCACAAUGUCGCUGUCUCACAAGUUGCUGCUGAACUUGUCCGAGCAAUCGAGAUUACCAUGGAUCCAACAGUGCCUCACCCUCAGCGGCUCGAAGCUUAUAACAACUGCGAAGCAUUUAAAGAUAAAUCGCCUUACUGUGUUCAGUGUGGUCUCUAUCUUGCUCAACAAAAACAACUUUCUGAACAUGUGCAGCAUUUUGGUCUUCAAUUGAUGGAAUACUGUAUUAAGUACAGGUGGUAUGAUCUUCCCCAGGGUGAGAAGAUCUUCAUCAAGGAAAAUGCAAUGAAAUUAUUAAGUGAUGGGAUGAGCUUAAAGACACCAUCACACAUGAAAGAUGCUCUUUCUCGAAUUGUUGUGGAAAUGGUUAAGCGAGAGUGGCCUCAACAAUGGCCCAGCCUUAUGAGUGAGCUUAGCCAGAUAAGCUCUCAUGGAGAAAGUCAAACAGAAUUGGUACUUCUUGUCUUUUUGAGGCUGGUUGAAGAUGUCCAUACUCUUCAGACCCUGGAAUCAAACCAACGAAGGAAGGAUCUCUAUCAAGCCCUCACUAUGAACUUGAGUGAAAUUUUUAGCUUUUUUGUCAGACUUAUUGAAAAUCAUGUCAACAAGUACAGAGAACUUACAGCUCAGGGUAAAGCAGCUGAGGAGGUUCUUCCUCAUCAAAAUGUUGUGCAAACAGUUCUUCUUACUCUGACUGGGUUCUUGGAGUGGGUUCCUGUUGUCCACAUAAUGGCAGAGGAAGGCCGUCUUCUUCAAGAUCUUUGCCUCCUUCUUGACCAAAAAGCUUUCCAAUGUGCAGCAGCAGAGUGUCUAUUACUCAUUGUCAAUCGAAAAGGCAAGCCGGAAGACAGGAAACCUUUCAUGGUGUUGUUUGGCAAUGAUGUUAUGGCCUGCAUUUACCGUUCAGCCUGCAGUAGCUCUCCCACUGAUGAAGAUGAUUACAAAUAUCUCAAAAUACUUGCCCAGGUGCUUACAGGCUUGGGCCAGUUAUUGUGUGGAGUUUGGGGUAAGGAUGAUGGACCUUCUGCUCAGCCAUCCAGUUUUGGUGUUUUCCUAGAAAUUAUUUUGAGCUUCACUCGUCAUCCCAGUCUCACCUUGACUCACACUGUGUCCCAACUGUGGGGAGCUCUCUUCAGACACGAGUCCAUAUCGAGGCAGCCAAUAAUGUUGGAAUUCAUCCCAAAAUGGGUUGAAGCCUCUGCACCAAAGGCAAUCAAGGUCAUGUAUCCCAAUAAAAGAUCAACCGUCAUAUCACCUGAUUCAUCAUAUUAUGCUGGUCUCGAUUAUGACAGUAAAGAAGAAUUCAACACAUUCAAUAGUCAGCUGCGUAUAAUUAUCUGGGAGAACUUCCGCCAGGCUACUUUCAUUGCUCCUCUUGUUACCUAUGGAUAUGUUGAGCGUUGGCUUCAGCAGCGUAUGCAGCAGUCCCUGGCUGAUCCUACACCAGUAACAAUUUCAUCUCCUGCUUACUUAGAAUGGGCUGCUCUUGGAAGUGUCCUGGAAAGUGUUCUAAGUAAAAUUCUGCUUGUGGCAGAACGUCCAUCUCCUGCUUCUGGACUUAGGCUGCUUGAACAGUGUCUUAACUAUGAGCCCAAAGACCCUUUAAUUUUAUCCGAGCUUUUAUCUUGUGUGUCAGCACUUUUUGUCUUCCUGUCCAUGUCACCUUCUACUCAUCUGCUUACCUCGGUUCUGAACAAGAUCUUUGCAGCUCUUGUGUUCUCUGAGCCAGGGGUCCCAAGGGAACUGUUAAGCAAAGAUGUCAGAGCAGUGCGACGCCAUGGAGCUUGCCUGAUGGUCAAAAUAGGCACGAAAUAUCCAUUAAUAUUGUUACCUAUUUUUGAUCAAAUUUAUGGCAUUGUGAGCAAUUUGAAUAGUAAACCCGAUUUGCUUUCUUCAUUGGAGAGAGUAACUCUACAAGAAAGUCUUCUCCUGAUAAACAAUCACUUCUAUGAAUAUGAAAGGCAAACCAAGUUCAUUGGCGAGGAACUGAAAGGGCCAUGGUCGAUGUGGCACUCGUUGGGUCAAGAAGCUUUUGUGUCUGCCCCAGCACUGAUGCGUGCCAUUGGGCUUCUGUAUCCCUUAUCAGACACAAGCCAUGAGGAGUCAACAGGCACUAAUCGCUCAAAUAUCAUGACCUGUGUGAACCUUCUAAUGGCUGUUGUCAAACGGUGCACCUGGCCGGAUGACCCUGACAAGGCAGCUCGAGGUGGAUUCGUGGUUCACAUGACAAAAAGUGGGAAUCCAGUGUAUCGCAAUCCUGGUGCCCCCCAUGUCAUUCCAAUGCUGCCCAAUUUCUUUGCCUUCCUCAGAGUCAUGAAUGCCAUGUGGACUCCUGAUGCUCUAGCUCUUUUAUCAGAGGACUACAAAGCUGUACAUCACAUGACAGAAAUGGAGCGAGCCCAGCUGCUUGGUACCGGAACUGGCACUCAGUCCACGGACCUAGACAUUUUGGAAUCAGUGUGUACUUCCUCUAAUGGGUCCAGUGCUCUUUCUGGGCCCAGAGCUCCAUCCCGGUUGCAGUCAUAUUUGUGCAGUUUACACGAAAAUUCCUACCAUGUUCUUGGCAGUAUGGGGGUGUCAUUUGGUUGGGAUCUAUACCAACUGCCUGAUCUUGCUUCCAAUUUGAUCAAUUCUGUUUUCUGUGGCCUUGAGUUUAUUCCUGAUUAUCGACUUAGACCUAUUGUGAAAACAUUCCUCAAACCAUUUAUUGGAGCCUGCCCAUCUGUGUUUUAUGAAUCCGCUGUUUUGCCAGUGUUAGCAAGUUUCUGCCCCUACAUGUUUGGAAGACUGAGUAACAAGUGGCAGUAUUUGGCAGAGCUCAGAGAAGCUGGCAAAAUUGAUGAUGAAAAUACUGAAGCACAGGAAGUAGCUGAUGAUAUGUUAAAUCGCAAUCUUACUCGAGAGUAUCUGGAUGUUUUAAAAGUUGCCUUAAUUGGUGGUACAUCUGUUGUUGAACUCGCGAACAAUGACAAUGCUGAUGGCAUGGACCAAGAAGAAGGUAGCCGCCCACCUCCACCCACCCAAGCAUCGGAGGUGAUAAGUGAACUAGGUCAGCUUAUAUUGCGGUGCCCUCUGACAAGUCAGUCUGUAGCUUUGUGUGUUCUCAGGGCUUUAUCAUGGCCCGACAGUGGAACGAGUUUCAAAGCUGCCAUGCUCACCGCCCCAAUGGUGCGGCAGCUUUUGGCCAAUGGCAGUGUAUCAGACAUGGUUGCUUCUCACAUCAUGACUUCCGUUUUGCAAGGGCUUCAGCUCCAUGGGCACCAUGAUGUGAACCAAAGUGUCCUGGUUCAGCUGGGCACCCAGGUGUAUGACAUGCUCCGGCCCAGGUUUAUAGAAGUUGUGGAGGUGAUGAAACAAAUACCGGGAAUAAAUCUGAUGGAGCUUCAAAAGCUCGAUGAAAAGGUUUUGAGUGGAGCUGCAGCAGCAGCAGCAGCUGGGCCUGGAGGGAGAACCACCAACAGCAAAACAGAAAAGGCCAAAAAAGAUAACUUUAAACGGCUUACUACUCAGCUAAUCAACUGCAGCCUGAGUCAAUUGUUUUGCAAGAAAGCAUGGAUUGCUGAGCUGCCUCGUCUUGAUGUACCGAGGAGGCCAAAACCUGCCAGAGUUGAGGACCUUCCAGGAGACACUGGUCUAGUUGGAUUGUUCCAUGGAAGUGCUUCAUGAGUGUAACCAUUCCAUCAUAUUGAGACUGAGUGUUUAUAUGUAGCAUUGUUUUUGUAAUUUUGUUCCUGUUUAACUUUUUUUUGUGAUGAUUAUACAUGUUGGGUAUCAAAAGAAGAGUACUUUACUAUGCAAAGCAUGGGUGUACAGUUUCAAGAAGGCUACCUUCUCUUCCAUGAGCUUUGCUUAAAAUUUUGUAUGCUGUCGCUCAAGAAUAACGUCCAUCAAAUGGAUAUGGUUUUUGAAACACUGAUUUCUGAUAAGUUACCAAAUGGAAAUGGCAGGAUACCAUUGCUUUAACUAUUUAUUUAAGGAGGUGAGUUGUGUGUCUCAACAACACAUCUUCAAACUUGUGAUGAUUUGUUUUGCACAGCAGAAACCUGAGACUUUGAUUGUGUGUCUUUUAGUUAGCUUUUUAAUUACUGUAAAUCAAUUCCCAAUUCAUUAUGUUGUGGUUAGAACAGUUCUGUAAAUAGGUGAUUAUAUGACAUCGAAUUUCUUGUUAUGAAAUCUUUGCUGAUUUUAUCGUAAAUAGUAUAAUGUGCUCACGGCAAUUGAUCUUAAAGAGACUCAAGGCUGACUUAAAAUUAUUGCCUGAUGGAAAUAAUAUCCCACCUUACCUCACAAAUGAACAAGAAUAACCACUGAGAAAGACAGCUCUUGUUUUAACUUUCAAUCCAAGCCAUCUUUUAUUCUAUUUGUAAACGAAUGCUUAGCUCCAAAUGUUUUACUCUUAUUCUACUUGACAGGUUUUCUUAGGUUUUUAAUAUCAGUGCAUUGUACCCAUUGAUAGGGUCAUGCAUACUCACAGAGGUGCAUCUUAAGGAUCAUAAUUAAAUUACUAUGGGUAAAAUCAUGAGAGAAUGGUGCCUUAUUCUCAUGGUACUGUAUUUAGGGGUGUACUUUUUGACAGCACUGUAGUGUUAAGAUACCUGGUAAUCUUCUCAUUCCUGGGGGUUAUGCCCAAAUAAUUUAUUACUAAUUUGUGUGCCUAUGCUUGCAUACUUUUACUUAGUGACAUGCCAUACUGUAUGCACAUUGAUGCCUUACCUAGUAUGUGUGUCCCUCAAUUCUUCAAGGAAAUCGUGUCACUGAGAAUAAUUUGCAUAGAUUUUACUAUGACAAUAUUAAGCUGUUGUGAUUUGUAAUCUUCAUCUUUGCCUCAUAAAUAGUUUUCUUUGGGAAAAUUUGCCUUAAUAUAAGUUGUCUUUUAUAAAGAGGGUCUCUUUUCUCAUUUAUGAUUUUUUUUAUAGAGGUGCCCAUAUUGUUGUGAUGAUGUACAAGAUAAAUUUGUUUUGUUUUUUCAUUUUUUUAUAAAAUGGUAAAAUAGACAAAGAGGCCAUUUUGAGAGACUGAUGUUGGAAGCCUAUGUUCCUUACAAAUGAAUUAAUUUGUGUGUGUGUGAAAUUGUGCCUGCAACUUGUAGAUAAAUUUUGUAACAUUUUACCUGGUUGUGAAGAAAUUACUCAUCCAUAUAAUUGUGAUAGCGUUAGCGCAAUGGCCAUGACUUUCGGUUCUGUUGUGUAGCACUCCUUAUUGAAAUCAGCUACCGUAUAAUCAUAUUUUUGUGUCCGCUUUUACUUGAGUUAUACUGAGCACCCUUGGGUGGGCAAGCACUGUGCAUUAAGAGACAAUUGUCUUUAUUUAA
Messenger RNA from Thrips palmi, 5534 nucleotides. It is a transcript of the gene Ranbp21, whose product is annotated as exportin-5. NCBI's taxonomy places the organism in Eukaryota, Metazoa, Arthropoda, Insecta, Thysanoptera, Thripidae. The record is from RefSeq and is a predicted model, not a curated record. The transcript has 16 exons. Gene Ontology annotation, molecular function: small GTPase binding; RNA binding; nuclear export signal receptor activity. Bases 194 to 3889 code for a protein of 1231 amino acids. Gene Ontology annotation, biological process: RNA export from nucleus; protein export from nucleus. Gene Ontology annotation, cellular component: RNA nuclear export complex; cytoplasm; nucleus.